Molecule: messenger RNA, 471 nt
Organism: Cutaneotrichosporon cavernicola
Lineage: Eukaryota; Fungi; Basidiomycota; Tremellomycetes; Trichosporonales; Trichosporonaceae
Exons: 5
Coding region: 1-471 (156 amino acids)
Source: RefSeq, a predicted model, not a curated record
AUGCUCAAGCUCAUCACCCUCGUCCUCGUCCUAGUCCUCUGCGCCUCGGCUGCCCCCUCGCCCACCAUCAAGCGCCAGCAGACGCGCUCCACCAUCAAGUGGGCUGGUGCGCCUUCUCUCUUCUUCGAGUUCGACCAGAUCUUCACGACCCCCAUCUACACGCCCACCUCGAUCCAGAACGGGAUCGAGCCCUACGUCGGCCAGGACGCGCCCAAGUUCUUCUACCGUAACUGGGAGAUUAGCGGUGGUCAGAUCGCCGUGACGGGUGACCUCGGCGAGCGCAAGUGCCUGGACGCUGGCAUUGCCCCUGGCGACGGCUCGCGUGUCCACAUGUGGGACUGCUACGACGGCCUCGCGCAGCAGCAGUGGGACGUUGAGGGCGGACAGAUCCGCCUGCGCGACUCCGACCUCUGCCUCGAUGUCCCCAACGGACAGCCGGGUAGCAACUAUGUGCAGGUUUGGGAGUGGUAA